Colletotrichum destructivum is the source of this 1041-nucleotide messenger RNA. Its product is annotated as Putative NmrA-like domain, NAD(P)-binding domain superfamily. The transcript is spliced from 6 exons. The record is from RefSeq and is a predicted model, not a curated record. The coding region runs from base 103 to 1041 and encodes 312 amino acids. NCBI's taxonomy places the organism in Eukaryota, Fungi, Ascomycota, Sordariomycetes, Glomerellales, Glomerellaceae.
AAAGCAUCAAUAAAUCCUCAAACCGAACCAUCGCCCUCAAUACUUCAACAGCAACAACAUCACCAGUUCAUCCCUUACCUUGAUACUCAGAAACUCGCCAAAAUGGUCAAGGUUGCUAUUGCGGGCGCAUCUGGAAAGCUGGCCUUGGAGGUCAUCGACAAAUUGACCAAGACUGGGAAGCAUGAGGUCCUCGGUCUAGUACGAAAGGACCCUUCCUCUUUGCCCUCCUUCCCCGGAGUGACAUGGGUUCAGACCACGUACCAAGACAAGGCAGACUUGGUCAAGAUUCUCAAUGGCACGCAGACAGUUAUCUCCUUCAUUGUGGCCCAUACGGACCCUGAAGCCGAGACUGCAAAGCGGUUGAUCGACGCAUCAAUCGAGGCGGGGGUUCAGCGGUUCGCCCCUAGCGAAUGGGCGACGGGCGCCUCGUUGGAGAAGGUAGUCGAGUAUGUGCCAUGGUAUGCCAACAAGCUGGAGGUCAAACGCUAUCUGGAGGAAGUCAACAAGGAUAAAAAAGUCAUCGAGUACACCUUGUUCCAGCCCGGCGCUUUCAUGAACUUCUUCGCGUACCCCCACCAGACUGCCAAGCACUACCCGAUCGAGAACCCGAGCUUCUUCGACUUUGAUAAAGGCACGGCCUUUAUACUAGAAGGCUCGGAGACUGCGGAGGUUACCUUGACCACCGUUGAGGACAUUGCGGAGGUGACCACUCGGGCGGUCGAGUAUGACGGGGAGUGGCCCGUCGUCGGUGGUAUCAGCGGCCAGAAAAUUACCGUUGGAAAAACCUUUGAGGUCGACAGACUGAAAUUGGAGGAUCUCAAGGCUGGCAUCGUGAAGACAAACUUCAUCCCUCCGCUGAACUUGCCCGGCAUGUCCCCGGAGGAACUCGCAGGGUUCACAAAGGUGGUCGCAAUCGGCGUCACCGUUUCCCUGGCGAGGGACGCGUGGGCAGUUUCGGACGAGUGGAACCAAUUGUUGCCCGACUUCCAGCCCACUCGUAUCGAGGAGUACCUGGAGAGGGUUUGGGGGGGCGUUCAGUAG